GAGCCGGCCAUGAGCGGGGCGAGCUGGCUGUGCGGCUCCCGCCGCGGCCCGUCCGCGGCGCUGUGGAACUGGAACCAGACAUGGUAUGCCGACACCCCAAGUUUUACACCAUGUUUCCAGAACACCGUGUUGAUUUGGAUUCCUUGCAUUUACCUUUGGGCCUCUCUUCCUUGGUAUUACCUGUACCUGCGGAAAAGCUCCAGAGGAUACAUCAGGAUGUCAGCUGUCUUCAAAGCAAAAAUGGUUCUUGCCUUUACCUUGAUACUGCUGUGCUUCAUAAAGACAUGCUACCUCCUUUGGGAAGUAAGCCGAGGGAUUCCACGGACGCCGGGGCACAUCCUAACUGCUGCCGUGCUGGUCAUUACAAUGAUCCUGGUGGUGUUUCUAAUCCAGGUGGAACGACGGAAGGGCAUCCGGUCUUCUGGCAUUUUGCUGGUGUUUUGGUUACUCACUUUCUUCUCUGCUAUGGUCUCCUUUAGCUCUAAAAUCCAACAUGCCCUGAAAGGUGGCUUCAGAGAAGAUCCUUCCCAACAUAUUAUCACAUAUGUUUAUUUCGCUUUGGUCUUGCUGGAACUGGUACUGUGCUGCUUUGUAGACCAACCUCCCUUCUUCUCCAAAGUGCUCAAUGACCCUAACCCGUGUCCUGAAUCCAGGGCCUCUUUUGUUUCCAAAAUCACAUUCUGGUGGUUUGUUGGGCUGGUCUGGAAAGGCUAUUGGAAACCUCUGCAGACAGAAGACCUGUGGUCCCUAGCAAAAGAGAACUCCUCCAACGAGAUCAUUACCAAGAUUGAGGAAGCCUGGAGAAAGAAUCGUGAAAGAACGGCACAAAUGGUGGAAUCAAGGAAACUACAGAGGGAGCGAGCCAGUGAGGAAGAGGCAGAUGAGACCACCGUCCUGCUCCAGCCGGAGAAGGGCAGCACCAAGCCGCUGCUGAAAGCCUUCUGGAGUGUCUUUGGGACGUACUUUCUUCUGGGGACACUCAGUUUAGUCACCUGUGAUGUCUUCUUGUUUCUGAUCCCCAAGACACUGAGCCUCUUCCUGGACUUCAUCACUGAUCCUGCCGCUCCCCCAUGGCAAGGCUACCUCUGCGCCACCGUGAUGUUCUGCUUGGCCUGCCUGCAGACCCUGUUCGAACAGCAGUACAUGUAUACGUGUGUCGUCUUGGGAAUGAGACUGAGGACGGCCAUCAUGGGCCUUGUUUAUCGAAAGGUCUUGGUACUGUCAGCUGCGGGCAAGAAAGCAACAACAGUGGGUGAAAUUAUCAACUUGGUGUCCGUCGACGUGCAAAAGCUGAUGGAUCUCAUUAUCUAUUUUAACGGGACUUGGCUCGCCCCCAUCCGUAUCCUCAUCUGCUUCAUCUUCCUUUGGCAGCUGCUGGGACCGUCCGCUUUAUCUGCUGUUCUAGUGUUUGUAUUUCUCUUGCCGCUGAACUUUGCAAUCGCCAAGAAGAGAGGCCAGUUCCAGGAAGCUCAAAUGAAGCAUAAAGAUAGCCGUGCAAAACUCACCAGCACCAUUCUUGGCAACAUCAAGAUGCUCAAACUCUACGGAUGGGAGGAGAACUUUAUGGGCAAAGUGCUGGCUGCCCGAAGCCAAGAACUCCGAGCCCUCCGGACGUCCCAGUUUCUCUUCUCUGCCUCCCUUGCGUCUUUCCAGUCGUCAACAUUUCUGGUGAGUGCUUUCCUCCGGCCUCCCCAAGAGCCCCCCGUAGUGCCUGCCCUCUCCAUCGUUUCCCCGCUUUCUUCUCGCCAGAUCUCCUUCAUCGUGUUCGCAGUCUACACGUUGGCAGAUGCGCGGAAUGUCUUGACUGCGCAGAAGGCCUUCGUCUCCCUGGCUCUGGUCCACAUUCUCAACACGGCUCAUUCCUUCCUCCCCUUUUCCAUCAACGCGGUCGUGCAGGCAAAAGUUUCUAUAAAGCGUUUGGCUGCCUUUCUCUGUCUCGAAGAGUUGGACCUAACCGAACCGGACAUGGGUUCGUUGGGCAGCACACAGGAUUGCAUUCUUGUUAGAAAUGGAACUUUCAGCUGGUCCAAAGAGAGCCCCCCGUGCCUGAAAAGGAUAAACCUCGCCAUCCCCCGGGGCUGCCUGUGUGCCGUGGUCGGCCAGGUGGGUGCCGGGAAAUCCUCUCUCUUCUCGGCAUUACUUGGUGAGCUGCAAAGAUCCGAAGGGUCUGUUGUGAUGAAGGGCACGGUAGCCUUUGUUCCCCAGGAAUCCUGGACACAGAACGCCUCCGUGGAAGAGAACAUCACGUUUGGAGACAAGCUGGAUCUCAGGUGGUACGACCGGGUCGUUACCGCCUGUGCGUUGCAGCCAGACCUGGACGGCUUUCCUGAUGGAAGUCAGACCAAAAUAGGAGAGAAGGGCAUAAAUAUUUCUGGAGGAGAGAAGCAGCGGCUCAGCCUGGCUCGGGCUGUCUACAGGAACGCGUCCAUUUACCUUCUCGAUGACCCACUUUCUGCUGUGGAUGCCCUGGUCGGCCAGCACAUUUUUGAGCAGGUUCUAGGACCCAAAGGCUUACUGAAGGACAAGACUCGUGUUCUGGUGACCAGUGCAGUUCACAUUUUGCCCAGAGUGGACCAUAUUAUUGUAAUGAGGGAUGGGGAGAUCUCCGAGGCUGGCUCGUGGCAGGAGCUCGUGCAGCGCCAGGGGGCCCUUGCAGAUUUCCUGAUGUCUCACGGCGGAGGAGCAAAAGAAGGUGCAGGAACUGUUGGGGUUGUCCCUGCAGGAUGUAUGACCCACGAGGGAAAACUUGGAGAGUCAUCUAAAUCCCCAGCAGGGCAUGCUGGCUACAGGCCCGUGGAUACAGAACUGGGAGAAUGUAUUACAAGUGGAGAGAAACGACUCACUGGCAGGGCUAAGAUGUCGGUCUAUUGGAGCUACCUGGGAGUGGCUGGGCCCCUCAUCUGGGCCUAUACUCUGCUUUUGCUCACCUGCCAGCAGAUGGCCUCGUUCUGCCGGGGCUACUGGCUUAGCCUGUGGGCCAACGACCCCCUGCACAACGGAGUGCAGCCCCACACGGCGCUCCGUGUUGGCAUCUUCUUUUUCCUGGGAUGCGCUCAAGCUAUUGGAAAGUUCGGGUCAGUCGCCGCCGUGUUCUUGGCCGGGACGCUGGCCUCGCGCAAGCUCUUCCUGCAGCUGCUCCGGGAUGUCAUCCGAUCUCCAAUGGCCUUCUUUGAGCAGACGCCCAGCGGCAACCUGCUGAACCGCUUCUCCAAAGAAAUGGACGCCAUUGAUUCCAUCAUCCCCGACAAGCUGAAGUCCCUGCUGGGCUUUUUGUUUCAACUGCUGGAGAUCUACAUCGCCAUCAUGGUGGCCACCCCUAUCGCUGUGGUAGCCAUUGUCCCUCUGACCGUCUUGUACGCCACGUUCCAGAGCUUCUUCGUCACCACCUCCUGCCAACUACGGCGCCUUGAAACCGCAAGCCGGUCCCCCAUCUUUUCCAACCUUUCGGAGACCUUUCACGGGAGCAGCAUCAUCCGUGCAUACAAGGCCCAGCAACGCUUCGUUCUCCAGAAUGACUACAGGGUGGAUGAAAACCAGAGGGCCUCUUUCCCUGCCCUGGUGGCUGACAGGUGGCUUGCCACCAACAUAGAGUUCCUGGGCAAUAGCGUUGUCCUGGUUGCAGCUGUACUUGCUGUGAUCAACAGACCAUACCUCAGUCCAGGGCUGGUUGGAUUUUCCAUUUCGUGCGCUCUGCAGAUAACGGGGGUUUUGAACUGGAUGGUGCGAGCCUUAGCAGAAAUGGAUAACAAUAUUGUAUCUGUAGAAAGAGUCAGAGAUUACUCAAGCACGGUCAAAGAAGCUCCUUGGACUCUGGACAAUAAUACCGUGUGUGAGAACUGGCCUCGCGAAGGGGCAGUCGAAUUCAGAGGGUACAGCAUGCGAUACAGGCCGGACUUGGAGCUCGCUCUGAAGAAGAUCAGCAUACGGAUCAGUGGGCGAGAAAAGGUCGGCAUAGCAGGAAGGACCGGUGCCGGAAAAUCUUCUCUCGCUGCAGGACUUCUCAGGCUAGUGGAAGCUGCUGAGGGGGAGAUUUUGAUCGACGGGACCAACAUUGCCCAAAUAGGCCUGCACGAUCUGAGACGGAAGAUUACUAUUAUUCCACAGGACCCAGUUUUGUUUUCGGGGUCGCUAAGAAUGAACCUCGACCCGUUGGACGAGCACUCGGACGACGACAUCUGGACGGCUUUGGAACUGACACGGCUCAAGAGCUUCGUUCAGGACCUGCCCAAUCAGCUGGCCUGUGAAUGCAGUGAGGGAGGCGGGAAUUUCAGCGUUGGCCAGCGGCAGCUCCUCUGCCUGGCUCGAGCUCUGCUCCGGAAAGCCAGGAUCCUCGUCCUGGAUGAGGCCACUGCAGCUGUGGAUCUCGAAACAGACCUCCAGAUCCAGUCCACCCUCCGGGCUCAGUUCGGCAACUGCACCGUUUUGACCUUAGCCCACCGUUUAAGCACCAUUAUGGACUGCGACAAGAUCUUGGUGAUGGAAGAUGGCCGGGUGGCAGAGUUUGGUGUCCCGGAAGCAUUGCUGGCCCAGAAGGGGCUCUUCUACAGGAUGGCGGAGGAGUCUGGGUUGGUGUGAGGACGGAGCUCAAGGGGCAGGCUGAGGUGCUCCUCGAACGAGAAAGACAACAUCUACCUCUCCCUGGGGCAGGAAGCCUCAUUCAGGCACUUUGCACAUCACAUAACAGCUUAAAGCAGGGGUGCUUUGGAAGGUUCCAUGCACACUGUUGUUGUAAUAAUCACAACAACCCUGUAAGGCAGGGCAGUUUGAUCUCCAGUAGUAGAUGGGAGAGAUGCUGAGGCCACAAAUGCCUUCUCUAAGGUGUCCUAGUGGGUUUGUGACAGGGCCACUGUUUUAAGACAGGGAUUUCCUGAUCUGUUGUAAAUCUCUUCGUGACCUUGCUGCCCCCUCAUUCGCUUCUCUUGUGCCUGGCAAUAAUUCUCCAACAGAACAGCAUUAAAUUGUCUGUUUAACAACA
Molecule: messenger RNA, 4975 nt
Organism: Varanus komodoensis (Komodo dragon)
Lineage: Eukaryota; Metazoa; Chordata; Lepidosauria; Squamata; Varanidae
Product: ATP-binding cassette sub-family C member 6-like
Exons: 30
Coding region: 10-4575 (1521 amino acids)
Biological process (GO): transmembrane transport
Cellular component (GO): membrane
Molecular function (GO): ATP hydrolysis activity; ATP binding; ABC-type transporter activity
Source: RefSeq, a predicted model, not a curated record